This is a messenger RNA of Guillardia theta CCMP2712, 2448 nucleotides long. RefSeq lists its product as hypothetical. The transcript is spliced from 5 exons. The coding region runs from base 1 to 2448 and encodes 815 amino acids. The record is from RefSeq and is a predicted model, not a curated record. NCBI's taxonomy places the organism in Eukaryota, Cryptophyceae, Pyrenomonadales, Geminigeraceae.
AUGAUGUUGGGUAUCCAGCGAUAUUUCAAAAAGCUCGAAAGCUCGAUAGCUUUUGGAUCUGGUCUGUGCACAAAAGAAUCAAACCAGUCAGAAGGAAGGCAACGCGAGGCUGAAACGAAGAAAGAGACUACAGAGCCUCCUGUUUCAAACGAGACUGCUGUCAAGGUUGAUAACCACUCGAGGGAAGAUGAGUUCCAGGACACAGCUGCACAGUAUUCGACGAGUACCAACAGCUGUUCUUGUGAGAUCCUUGAUCUCGGACUAGCAAAGAAGCCUGAUGACUCUUCAAGCGCGUGUGUGGAAGUGAUUGUCAUCGACUCUCCGGCUUCCAUCAGCAACGGUGACAGUACAAGCUCCUGGAAAUCUUGCGACCUGGCUGCUACCCCGCAAACGAAGAUCAAACGCAAGCCGGCAGUGUUGAAGAAGCUCGAGUUUGAUCACCCUGGUAGUGCGAUGCUGUGUACGACAGAGAGAAGAGUCAGGCGAAAGACUUCCAUCUUCGAGGCCAGCUUCCUAACAGUCACAAGCCCCUCUGGGCGAGGCCCAACUCCACGUAGGAAGGCUGCCCGGUCUCAGACAAGUCCACAGAGCACACCAGCACCAGUUGCACACUCAACAGACACGGGCAAGAGUAAGGCUCCCUCCGAGCUGCGGACGCUGUCGCGCGACAACGCUGAGAACCGAUCUCCUCAGAAGGUCGACAUCGUCAGUACGAGCGACAUGGCGGAUGUGGAGUGUAUGGAUGACCAGUCUCAGACAAGUCGACAGGGUGCACCAACACUAGUCGCUCACACGGCAGACACAGACAAGAGCAAGGCUCCCUCCGAGGUGCUGACGCUAUCAACUGUAGACGCUGUCUCGGGCGACAACACUGAGAACCGAUCUCCUCAGAAGGUCGACAUCGUUAGUACGAGCGACAUGGCGGAUGUGGAGUGUAUGGAUGACCAGUCUCAGACAAGUCGACAGGGUUUACCAACACUAGUCGCUCACACGGCAGACACAGACAAGAGCAAGGCUCCCUCCGAGGUACUGACGCUAUCAAGUGUAGACGCUGUCUCGGGCGACAACACUGAGAACCGAUCUCCUCAGAAGGUCGACAUCGUUAGUACGAGCGACAUGGCGGAUGUGGAGUGUAUGGAUGACCAGUCUCAGACAAGUCGACAGGGUUUACCAACACUAGUCGCUCACACGGCAUCUCCUGAGAAGGUCGACAGUGUUGGGGAGUGUAAUUUCAGGGUUGCCCUUGCGCCUGAAGGCUCCUGCGGAUCCCCAGUACAGCCCAAGUCUGUUCCCAGUGGCUGCGAGGACGUGCUCGCCCUGGCCUUGAGCGAUGUGCCGGGAGCAGCAGCGAUGGCCGGGCCCAGAGGGCUGCACGCAGCGCAAGAGAGCAUGCUGCACAACGUUCUCUUGUCGUCAGGAGAGGAAUGUGACUCGUUCCUCACGAGCGCAAGGACUUGUCUCCGGAUGAACCGCUACCUGUCAGUCAACCUCCUCCGUGCUGCUUGCAAGCUACUGGGCAAGCACGCUGGCUCGAGCGAUGUCAGGAUGAGCCAGCUGAAGGAGGUGCUGGUAUGUGGCGCGCAACGUCUACCUGGGGACCAGCUGGAGAACUUUGUGAGGAACAACCGGCUCUUUGCAGACCUGAUGGUGUUUGUACAUGAGUUGAGGUCCAAGCAGAAGAACCAGAGCCCCUAUGGCUCCUACGUCCCGUUCCUGAUCGACCUCUGCAAGCUCUACGACGGUCAGUUCGGAGAAGGAACUUGCGUAAGGGAGCUCCUGGUGGCGUCUGGUGUGCACGAAGAGACGCUGGGCCCGUCCAUCAUUGAGGUCAUGAGCCUCGUCGGUGAAGGAGACUGUCGCUGCCCGUCCGACUCUGCGUGGUUGGACCUGCACCAGCUCGUCACCAAGUCAUGCUGGAAGUCAGAGAGGUUUAGGAGGUGUUGGAAGCGAGAGUGGGAGAAAGUCGCCAGCCUGAAGCUGAAGCUGAAGCUGCUUCACUUCGACGACAGCGUCUUCGCAGCACAGGUAGUGGAGGGCAUACUCCUCGGCAGCUGCUGUACCUCCAUGGACUUGGACGACUCUUGUCCCUCAUGGGAGAAGUUUGCAAGCGAGUAUGAAGGCACUCUAGACCCCCUCAUGGGGGCUGGUGCGCGUCACAUGAGCGAGAGCGAAGUCCGAGAGGAGGUGGAGUUGUGCGUGCUGGUUGUUGCCCUCGUUCGUCAUUUGACAACCACCGAAAUCCUGCAGAGGAGAAGCAGCAGCGAGGAGGUUGAGAUUUCUCCAGGGACAAGACACAAGGGCAAGAAGGUUGCAAAGAAGACAAUGACCGCAAUCCUUCAGAAACUGCAGAAACUCGAUCAGAAGAAGGCAAGAAAGACUCAUGGCAUACCGGCUCUGGGGUAUUUGAUCAAAGUCGCCAAAAUCGUUAGGGAGUCUCUGAGGGAAUAA